Messenger RNA from Spirometra erinaceieuropaei, 2155 nucleotides. NCBI's taxonomy places the organism in Eukaryota, Metazoa, Platyhelminthes, Cestoda, Diphyllobothriidea, Diphyllobothriidae. The record is from the annotation of a GenBank genome assembly.
AUGAACUUGUUAAGACCAGCCGUACAAGUGUCUUUAAAUUUGAGACGGGCAGCCAGCUCCUCGUACAGGAGCAUAAAUCUGUCUUACGCUUUCAAACCUGAGGUACUUCUUCUACUUAGUCUAUUUGCCCGACGGACUUUUGUUUCAUUUCUCUGAGGUACAUUUAUUUAUGGGAUCACAAGGCCGUGGUCUGAACUAUCCAUCUAUAGCCAUUUGGCACACCCCUAAGUUACAGUUUGUGUAUCCUGUCCUAGGGUUAGGUUCAGCUAAUUCGUUCAAGGGGCCACAUUCAUUUUUUGCCUGCCCAGUGAAAAGACGAUUUUUGCAUACCCAAUUGCUUUUUGUAUGCAAAGACCAUAGUCUUACGGAGACUUUCGGCAUUAGCCAAUGUAAUAGAUCUGUCGUCAGUUUUUCCUCCACAUUGUGUGUGGGGCCGGCCGUGGCCGCGUAGUUAUGAUUGACGUCUUUCCGGUGAUGCGAAUAGGAAACGAAUGUCCUGUCUUGUUGCGCGCCUAAUCGGCCUCUCUCCCAAGCUGACUUAACAGCAUAAUGAGUAGUGUGCUACCUUGCUCACCAGAGUCACGAGAAUUUGGUGUACAAGACGCCAGUCAUGACGGUAAUUUAUUGCCAAAGGCUAUGGCAUUCUGACCGCAACUUCCUUAAGUCAUUUCGGUACUUUUCUCGCAAGAUAUUCGCGUUUUAUCGGUGAAUCUUAUGCAACUACUGUUGUGAGCAAGCGCGUGGAACGAUGUAAGACUGGUUGCCAUUGGUCCUCAUGACUAUCUCCUAACUGGCCUUCAACGACUGAUAGGUUGGGAAUUUUAUCAUGGGCUGUGUGCGUUUCCGCCAGAAAAAAGGCUAAGUCUCGUGAAGGGAGCUUAAAUCUUGCUGCUGUGGAUUUCUAUGAUGCACUGCUUCGAAUUUCGCGGACAGGGUUUGUCUGGUCAUCGGCAGUUCUCGUCGAUUUCGACUAUGCUUGUCGCACGAAGUAUUUGAGCACCUAACACGGCAACUUCCCAUAAGUAUUUUUAGCGUUUGGUGACAGAGCCCAUUGACGCCUUGUCGAGGUUAAGAUUUUUAUUUUUCUUAACCACUGUAACCCAUGCCUUGGUUCGGCUAUCUUGGGGAGUUUGCAGUUCUGAUGAUAUAGUUCAGACCAUCGUGGUAUCGUUAGCUACGGAGGCUUCCGCGGGGCAUACUCGAAACAGCAAAGACCUUACGCACUUAGGAGAGCUCUCAGUGCCUAAGGCUGUUGUCGAAACCGUCCUUUACUACUGCUUUCCGUCUAACUAUCGAUUUGUUCGACAACUAAAGCCUCUAAGUAUUACAGCGUUGGUGACGCUUACGUGAGCUGCCGUUUGAGAUAGGUUAGUCAUGCUUUGCGUCAACAUCGGAUAUACGCGCCUGCGAGUGCUCCGAUACCUUAUCCAAAGUAGCACGGAAAAUGGACAAAUGACGUUAGGUAAUCCUGAGGGAAAUCCCAGGUUUUAUUUUCCACAGUGUUCAGGAGUGCAACAGUGGUAUAGAGACGAAUGUCUUUGAGAUUUUAGCUAGACACUCCAAAGCAAAUAUCCAACCGGCUCCCAACACAAUGGGAUUUGGGACCGGCUAAAUGCGGCUUGGUGAUAGUUGUUGAAAGUAGAAUUGAAUUUUAAAAUACGUAGUACGCAAUGACUAAAAAGUCCAUUCCGGCGGUGUCGGAUUGUUCAGACCCGGAGUUGUUUUUGACUGGCCUAAUAAGACGGGAAACGAACACCCUAGUCCCCCUUAUCUUUGUUACGACUGCCUGCGAGGGCUCUAGGUGGAGCUGCAUGGCACAAUGUACGGUUUUUGAUGGAGAAUUCGCCAUAUUUUUAUCUGACAAAUAAGGUAGAAGAAAAUAAUUUACUCUCUUUGCCCCUAGGUUCUUCCAGAAACCGAAGAAGGAAAUUGGCGGAACAAUAAAUUGCCUCGGGAAUAUGAACGCAUGAUGCAGAAAGUCAUGUUCCGCGUUGGACCUACCACUGUAGGCACCAAACGUCUCCACCGCAUGUGUAUGGGCAAGCGGGAGACGAAGUUUAGUGAGGCUGCGCGUAUGUCUACCCCUCAGGGUCGUGAAAUCCUCUACCGCCGUCUUAUUGACGGGAGACGCACACUCUGGCCAUUUGGAAAGUAG